AUGACGAGAUCGACAGUGACCAGAUCGACAGCGAAGAGAUCGACAGCGAAGAUAGGGCCGUCCAUCGAGAGAAAGGAACUACCACGAUGCUUAAAUCCCUGCACCCUUUGCGUUAUCCGCAAGAGGCGUUGCGACGCGCAAACUCCAUGCGAAAAUUGCACCAAGCGAGGAGCUGCUAAUCAGUGCAGGCGUCGUCCUCGGAGAUCCCUAGGAACUGCGAGUCCAGGGCGAACUCUCACAUCUCCAAACCAAAACCAGCCAUCUAGUCAAUCUUCUUCUACACAAUCAAGCUUGUCUUCAGUUAGAUCUGAAUCGCCAACACCGGAAGUCUUUGCAAAACAAGCCCUACCAUCUCGGCCAAGGUCUAGUGGUGGAGUGGAGGAUGUGCAGCAAGAUGUAGCUGUCACGCUAGACUUUCCGCCAUUGAGUCGACGGCAGCUUGUACAAGCACCACAGAAGUAUGAGGAAAUGUUUUUCACAGCUAAGCAGAUCAACGAUUUGCUCAUUUUCCACGGAGGUUGUCUCGCAUGGAUACACAAUGUGGUUCAUUUGCCCUCUUUCCGUGAUCAAUGUCAGUCGAAACUUGCUGGGGACGAGUUGCCUACGGAUAAGACGUGGGAUGCACUUUACUACUCAAUGCUAGCUGUAAGAAUCCCUGUGUGUUUGAUUCCGGUUCUCUCCAUUUAUUGA
This is a messenger RNA of Penicillium malachiteum, 690 nucleotides long. Its product is annotated as C6 transcription factor. Bases 1 to 690 code for a protein of 229 amino acids. The record is from RefSeq and is a predicted model, not a curated record. Gene Ontology annotation, biological process: regulation of DNA-templated transcription. Gene Ontology annotation, molecular function: DNA-binding transcription factor activity, RNA polymerase II-specific; zinc ion binding. NCBI's taxonomy places the organism in Eukaryota, Fungi, Ascomycota, Eurotiomycetes, Eurotiales, Aspergillaceae. The transcript has a single exon.